AAUUUGGUGAAUGUCUUACGUGACAAUAGAUGGAGUAACCGACUGCAUGAGUCAUUCAGCUUGACGUUUCGAGCGAACGAAAGUAACGAUCGUAAAACAGAAGAAGAGAAAAGAAAAAAGAGAUUGCAUUUUGCAUUAUUAAAUUUUUUUUUUAACAAAAUGAAUAGAUUAUUUGGUCGACCUAAGCCUAAAGAACCAUCACCAAGUAUUACUGAUUGUAUCGCCGGGGUCGACAGUAGAGCGGAUUCUGCAGAGAAAAAAAUAGCGAAAUUGGACGCGGAAUUAAAAAAGUACAAAGAUCAAAUGGCUAAAAUGAGAGAAGGUCCUGCAAAAAAUUCUGUAAAAGCUAAAGCAUUGCGCAUUUUGAAACAACGUAAAAUGUACGAAGCACAAGUAGAUAAUUUGCGUCAACAAGCUUUUAACAUGGAACAAGCAAAUUAUGCUACUCAAACGUUAAAAGAUACUCAAACAACUGUAAUUGCUAUGAAAGAAGGAGUUAAACAAAUGCAGAAAGAAUUUAAACACAUCAACAUAGAUCAAAUCGAGGAUCUUCAAGAUGAUUUAGCAGACAUGUUAGAACAAGCCGACGAAGUACAAGAAGCAAUGGGUCGCAGUUAUGGUAUGCCAGAUAUAGAUGAGGAUGAAUUAGCUGCUGAAUUAGAAGCUCUUGGAGAUGAUUUAGCUAUCGACGAAGAUACCAGUUACUUGGAUGAUGCUAUCAAGGCACCUAGUGCUCCUGACAAAGAACCUGGUACAAGCUCUGUUAGAAAUAAGGAUGGAGUUUUAGUCGAUGAAUUUGGUUUGCCACAAAUACCAGCUAGUUAAAACGCUAUUUUAUAUCUUUAAAUUAUAUCUUUGCAAAUUGAUGUUUAUGUAUAUCGAUAUAUUCAAAAAUAAUUGAGAUUUUUGAAUUUUUUUUGUAUAUGCCAUUAUGUACAGAAUGUAUAUAUUAACUAUUUUGAAUUUUCAAACAUCUUGAUACAAAUUCGCGCAAAUAAUAAAUUUUCGAUGAAUGAAAUGUUGUUACGAAUAUAUUAUGCUAAUCUAUUUUUGUUGCAUUCUCUUUGUGUUAUAUAAUGUAUAGGUCAAAUUAAUAAAUGAAAAAAAAAAAAAAUUAAUAAAAUUAUCUAAUGUAAAAA
Messenger RNA from Apis mellifera (honey bee), 1139 nucleotides. RefSeq names its product charged multivesicular body protein 5 (gene Vps60). Bases 160 to 825 code for a protein of 221 amino acids. Gene Ontology annotation, cellular component: multivesicular body. Gene Ontology annotation, biological process: late endosome to vacuole transport via multivesicular body sorting pathway; vesicle budding from membrane. The transcript has 4 exons. NCBI's taxonomy places the organism in Eukaryota, Metazoa, Arthropoda, Insecta, Hymenoptera, Apidae. The record is from RefSeq and is a predicted model, not a curated record.